GGGGNCAUGGGCGGGCUUGGAAUUGACAGAGCUAUUACUCCCGGAAAGAGGGCAUUAUCAGAACACGAGAAAAGCUAGUAAAUCACGAGCAGUUAGGGGAGCCACUGAUAAGUACAGGAAUGCAGCGGAGUCUCCACAUAGACUUGGUGUCCACGUGUCACGUGGACACGAGGUUAAAAAAACGCCUCAAAUGAUUCCUUGUCAAUCUCGUUCCCAGAGUCUUUCAUCUUCCUGCACUCCCGGAGCAGGGAGGUGAGAAAACCUGAGAACGAAUGUUCUUAGAACCCAGACUCUCAUCCCCUAAACAGCAAAAGAUGGCGGACGGGGAAGAUGACGGGAAAACUUGUAAGGAAUGUGGGAAGAGUUUUAAUAAGAAAUGGAGGCUAGAAGAACAUAAGAGGUCUCACACCGGUGAGAGACCAUACCACUGUGCAUUUGAUGGCUGUGGUAAAUCUUUUAUUAGACCAUACCAUCUGAAGCGACACAUGGGCAUCCACACAGGACAAUCCUUCAAGUGUUCUUAUCCAGGCUGUACACAAACAUUUUCUCUGAAGCACAGCAUGGAUAGGCAUGCAAAAAGAUCUCACAACAACCCCUUCAAGUGUCAUUAUGAUGGUUGUCAUCAGUCUUUCAAGAAAAGCAGUCAGCUGACCAGACACAUCUGUGUUCAUACAAAUGAAAAGCGAUUCAAGUAUGUUAGGAUGGAUGAACAAUGUUAUGGAAUCUGAAUGUAGCUACACUGUACAUGUUCACGUAUUUACAGCGUGUUCCUGAUGUAUUCAUGACUUUAUCACUAUUUAGGAUAUAUUUUUAUCAUCCAACUGCAGCGAAUACUGUCCAAAUAACAGUACAAAUAAUUAUACAGCGAUAUUGUACGCUUAAACCUGUUUUCCAUACAGAUCGGCAUGGGCACGCAAAACUUUCACACUCUCUCUCUUUCAAUGAUAAAUUUAUUGACUACAGCAUUUGGAUAAUAAAUCUCUUAUUAGAUGUUUUGUUGUGUAGUA
Molecule: messenger RNA, 1007 nt
Organism: Orbicella faveolata
Lineage: Eukaryota; Metazoa; Cnidaria; Anthozoa; Scleractinia; Merulinidae
Biological process (GO): regulation of transcription by RNA polymerase II
Cellular component (GO): nucleus
Molecular function (GO): RNA polymerase II cis-regulatory region sequence-specific DNA binding; DNA-binding transcription factor activity, RNA polymerase II-specific
Source: RefSeq, a predicted model, not a curated record